Fraxinus pennsylvanica is the source of this 1284-nucleotide messenger RNA. NCBI's taxonomy places the organism in Eukaryota, Viridiplantae, Streptophyta, Magnoliopsida, Lamiales, Oleaceae. The record is from the annotation of a GenBank genome assembly.
AUGAUUGUUGGGUUAUUCCACUCAGCAACGCCGCCUGGCACUGCUCAUGAUUGUUUCAACCCAACAUCUGCUCAUGAUUGUUUCAACCCGACAUCUGCUCAUGCUAUUUGGGAUGCGCAGACCCCAGGGGCGUGGCUCUCCCUGGACGGACAGGGCUUACGUGGCCCUUGCGAUGCAAUUCCUUAUCCAUUAGUUUACCUUGAAUAUGAAGGGAUUUCAUCGUCCAGGGAGAUUCUGUCCAAGAUAUCUACCCAUGUAUACAGGAUUAGGAACCCUACUCUUGAAGGCAAAUUGAAAAAUGAAGCAGAUUCAACUGAGUUGGUUGAUCAGCUUAGCCCCGAAUAUAAUCUACAAUGGUGUCUGUCUGUUGACUGUGCUGAGUGUCACAACAAAGGAGGCCAGUGUACAACUACCCGAAAGAAUGAAUUUAUAUGUGAAAAAGUUAUACAUGGAUGUAUAGUCAUACUUUGCAUGUUAGGCCUUUUCAUUUGGUGCCAUAAAAGAAGAAUCAAUGAUGCAUACUUACUUUCGAGGAACAUAUACUUCGAUCCCUCCUCAAAAUCAAACAUUGAAGCCGGGAGUUUCUACUUUGGUAUCCCCAUCUUCUCCUACACAGAACUUGAAGUUGCUACCAAUAAUUUUGAUUCUUCUAGAGAACUUGGAGACGGAGGUUUUGGAACUGUCUACUAUGGAAAACUCCAAGAUGGACGAGAAGUAGCAGUAAAGUGCCUCUAUGAGCAUAAUUACAAACGAGUAGAGCAGUUUAUGAAUGAAAUCAAGAUCCUUACUUGUUUGAGGCACCAGAAUCUUGUUUCUUUCUAUUGCUGUACAUCAGGCGCAGCCGAGAACUCCUACUUGUUUACGAAGACUGCUACUACAUUGGCAUACAUGCAUGCAUCUGAUAUAAUACACCGUGAUGUGAAGACUAAUAACAUACUACUUGACAACAAUUUUUGUGUCAAUGUUGUAGAUUUCGGGCUUUCAAGACUCUUCCCUAAUGAUGAACUAAGGCCUUCUAUGGAGGAAGUGUUAGAAUUUCUUAAGGAACUAAGGGGUGAUGAGGAGUUCGAAAUUGAGAAGAAAAUGGAAACUAAUGAUAAUUACUCUGUUCCAAGAAGUGUAAAGAUCCCACCUUUACCUGAAACAGAUGAUGUUGUAUUGUUGAAGAGCAUGUACUUACAAUCCUCACCAAAUGAUGUGACUGAUAUGUGGAUUAGCAACUCUUCAACGACUAGUUCCAGUGUGUGUGAUCUUUAUUUUCCUCUUCAUUUUUACAGAAGAUGA